Molecule: messenger RNA, 1052 nt
Organism: Tachysurus fulvidraco (yellow catfish)
Lineage: Eukaryota; Metazoa; Chordata; Actinopteri; Siluriformes; Bagridae
Gene: cabp4
Product: calcium binding protein 4
Exons: 7
Coding region: 1-645 (214 amino acids)
Molecular function (GO): calcium ion binding
Source: RefSeq, a predicted model, not a curated record
AUGUCUCAGAGGAGUAAAUCAUCCACCAGUCAAAAUUCCUCCUCCGGUUCCUCAUCAGAUCCUCCAUUACGCUCGAGUUUGAAAAGCAGCACUAAAGACCCCAAAGCUGGAAAUCAGAAAAGAAAAAUCAGCCAGAGCUCCGUCACGGCGUACACGUCCUUCCUGAACACGCUGUUCGGACAGGAUAGAAAGCUGAUGCCAGAGGAGCUGGAUGAGCUGCAGCUAGCCUUUAAGGAGUUCGAUUACGAUCAGGACGGAUAUCUGCACUAUAAAGAUGUAGCAGACUGCAUGAGGACGAUGGGGUACAUGCCCACAGAGAUGGAGCUGAUCGAGAUCAUCCAGCAGAUCAAGAUGAAAUGGGGCGGUCAUGUAGAUUUCGAUGAUUUCUGUGAGCUCAUGGGUCCGAGGAUGCUGAUGGAGACGGCUCACAUGGUGGGCAUGCGGGAGCUGCACUGUGCUUUCAAACAGUUUGACUGUAAUGGAGAUGGAAGGAUCAGCUAUGAGGAGCUGAAGGAGUCGAUGAAGACACUGCUGGGUGAGAAGCUGAAGAAAGGGGAGCUGGAGGAGAUCCUGUCUGACAUCGACCUCAAUGGAGACGGAACUGUGGACUUUGAUGAGUUCGUGAUGAUGCUCUCAGCUCGGUGAGAUCCUUCUGCAGUUUCAGCGAAGUUUCAGCAUGAAAUUCACCUCAUUAUUAAAUAUUUUCUUUUUAAAACAUUUAAUAUAUUCAUGUUAUAUGUAAAAUUAUUAUAAAUAUAAGAGCACUAUUUGCAUUGAUUUCAAAUCAGUGUACAGAAUUAUACAAAUGUGGCAUUUUAAAUAAAGUAAAAUUAAAUGUUUUUAAAAAUUGUUUUCUUUUUUAAAUUGUCUUUUUUAUUAUUAAUUACUAUGAAUACUAUUUAAAACCAUAACGUACACUGAAAUGUCUGAAUGCUCUUCGUGUGUGUGUGUGUGUGUGUGUGUGUGUGUGUGUGUGUGUGUGUGUAGCGCCCCCUGCUGAACGAGGUCAGUUGUGCCUUAUUGACGCAAUGGGACUAAGAAUAUUUUUUAGU